Medicago truncatula (barrel medic) is the source of this 723-nucleotide messenger RNA. Its product is annotated as histone H3.2. The record is from RefSeq and is a predicted model, not a curated record. The transcript has a single exon. Lineage: Eukaryota; Viridiplantae; Streptophyta; Magnoliopsida; Fabales; Fabaceae. Gene Ontology annotation, molecular function: DNA binding; structural constituent of chromatin; protein heterodimerization activity. Gene Ontology annotation, cellular component: nucleosome. Bases 96 to 506 code for a protein of 136 amino acids.
ACUUAUCUUUCUCAACGCAAAUUCAAAUUGAAAUCAACACAAACAAACAGACCCUAAUUUCUCUUUCUCUCUCUAAUUUCAAUUAUCAAUUCGCCAUGGCUCGUACCAAGCAAACAGCUCGCAAAUCCACCGGCGGAAAAGCACCAAGGAAGCAGCUUGCCACUAAAGCUGCCCGGAAAUCUGCUCCGGCAACCGGAGGAGUCAAGAAGCCACACAGAUUCCGUCCAGGAACUGUUGCACUUCGUGAGAUCCGCAAGUACCAGAAGAGCACCGAGCUUCUUAUAAGGAAGCUUCCAUUCCAGAGGCUUGUUCGUGAAAUCGCUCAAGAUUUCAAAACAGAUCUCCGAUUCCAAAGCAGUGCUGUUUCUGCUCUUCAAGAAGCUGCUGAAGCUUAUCUUGUUGGUUUGUUUGAAGAUACUAAUCUCUGUGCCAUUCAUGCUAAGAGGGUUACUAUCAUGCCUAAGGAUAUUCAACUCGCUCGCAGAAUCAGAGGCGAGAGGGCUUAGAUUUGGUUAUUGCAAUAUUCAAAACUAGUUCUAUUGGUGUUGGUUCUUUUGCUUAGAUAGGGAUUAGGUUUAUGAUGUUAAUUUUUCUUUUUUAGUUUGCUCUGGAAUUAAUCUUCAAUGUAACAAUGCUUGGAUCUACAAUUUCGUAGUACUAUUGUAGUUAUGCAUUGCCUUGAUUUGGCAUAUAAGAUGAAUGGAUAACACUUUUCAAGAUUCA